GUUCAGUUUCAGAAGCGGUUAGGGUUGGGGUUCAGUUGUUUCGGAUCCCUCAAACAAUGAGCCAUCAACGCCGAGAUGAUCGAAGAGAGGGAUCCCGUAUUCCUGCUCGUAGUGCCCGUCAAGAAUGGAUUCCUAGAGGAUCUACUGCUACUGUUGUCAACCCACCCAAUCCACCUCCGAUUUCCAAUUCAAAUGAAUCAAAUCCCAAUGGAAACGGUGGAGACUCGAAUUAUAGUUCCGCCCCUACUGGGGGUCGGCAUAGAGGUGGCUUUGUUCGGCGAAGCUACACGGCUCGGCCUUCGUAUCCAAUGAAAGAACCAGAGAUUCUGGAGCCUAAGGUGUUCGAUGUCCCGCAGCUUGUGCAAGAAAUUCAAGAUAAGCUCGCGAAAAGGGCGGUUGAAUGCAUGAUUUGUUAUGACAUGGUAGGGAGGUCUGCCCAAAUAUGGUCGUGCUCGAGCUGUUACUCCAUUUUCCAUCUCAAUUGUAUAAGGAAAUGGGCUCGAGCACCGACUUCUGUUGAUUUGUCUGUGGAUAAGAACCAGGGCGUGAAUUGGCGGUGCCCUGGUUGUCAGUCUGUGCAGCUGCUGACAGCGAAGGAGAUUCGAUAUGUUUGUUUCUGUGGGAAGCGACCAGACCCCUCUAUGGAUUUGUAUCUGACGCCGCAUUCAUGUGGAGAACCCUGUGGGAAGCCAUUGGAGAGGGAGGUUGCAGGCGGUGGCGAUUGCAAUGAAGAUGAUCGUUGCCCCCAUGUUUGUGUCUUGCAGUGCCAUCCGGGUCCAUGCCCUCCGUGUAAAGCUUUUGCUCCACCCCGGCGGUGCCCUUGUGGGAAGAAGACGAUUACGACUAGAUGCUCUGAUCGGAAGUCAAUGCAUACUUGUGGACAACCCUGUAAUAAGCUUCUGGAAUGUGGGCGUCACAGGUGUGAGCAGAGUUGCCACAAGGGAACGUGUGAUCCUUGUCGGGUUUUGAUCAAAGCAUUGUGUUUCUGCAAGAAGAAGGUGGAGGUUCUUCUUUGUGGAGAGAUGACUGUUAAGGGGGAUGUUAGGCAGAUUGAUGGUGUUUUCUCGUGUAAUUCCACUUGUGGCAAGAAACUUGCUUGUGGAAAUCAUUUCUGUGUCGACAAUUGCCAUCCUGGUCCGUGUGGGGAUUGCGAGUUGACGCCUUGGAGGAUCAAGACCUGCUACUGUGGCAAAACGAAGAUACAGAAUGAAAGGCGGAUUUGCAUUGACCCAAUCCCGACCUGUUUGCAGAUUUGUGGUAAGCAUCUUCCUUGUAGGAUUCACCAUUGUAAGGAGUUGUGCCAUGCUGGGGAGUGUCCACCUUGUCUGGUUCCGGUCAACCAAAAAUGCCGUUGUGGUUCUUCCUCUCGAACUGUUGAGUGUUACAUAACAAUGGACGAGAAGGAAAAGUUUAUCUGUGAUAAGUCUUGCGGGCGGAAAAAGAACUGUGGGAGACACAGGUGCAGUGAAAGGUGUUGCCCUCUCUCUAGUUCCAAUAACCAGGUUUCGGGCGAUUGGGACCCGCAUUUGUGCUCGAUGGUAUGUGGGAAGAAGCUGAGGUGUGGGCAGCAUUCUUGUGUGUCACUGUGCCAUAGCGGUCAUUGCCCACCUUGCCUUGAAACCAUCUUCACUGACCUGACCUGUGCUUGUGGGAAGACUUCAAUACCUCCUCCCCAGCCUUGUGGCACACCUCCUCCUUCUUGUCAGCACCCAUGCUCAGUUCCCCAGCCCUGUGGUCAUCCAUCAUCACACAGUUGCCAUUUUGGUGAUUGCCCACCUUGUUCUAUUCCGGUGGCAAAGGAAUGCAUUGGUGGUCAUGUCGUUCUCAGGAACAUACCUUGUGGUUCGAGGGAUAUUCGAUGUAAUCAGCUGUGUGGCAAGACACGACAGUGUGGUAUGCAUGCUUGUGGCAGAACUUGUCAUCCUUCACCAUGUGAGUCUUCCAGUGGCUCUGGUGGAAAGGCUUCUUGUGGUCAAGUUUGUGGUGCUCCUAGGAGAGACUGUAAGCACAUAUGCACUGCUACUUGUCAUCCAUCAGCUCCCUGUCCUGAUCUAAGAUGUGAUUUCCCUGUGACAAUCUCAUGUUCCUGUGGUCGGAUAACUGCCUCAGUACCUUGUGAUGCCGGAGGCAGUGGUCAUGUUGAUACUGUUUUCGAAGCAUCUGUUAUUCAAAAAUUUCCAGUUCUACUUCAAGCUGUGGAAGCAACCGGCAAGAGGGUCCCGCUUGGACAGAGAAAGCUCACCUGUGACGAUGAGUGUGCAAAAUUGGAGCGAAAACGGGUUCUUGCAGAUGCUUUUGAUAUCACUCCCCCGAACUUGGAUGCUCUUCAUUUUGGUGAGCACUCUACAGUUUCUGAUGUGCUUGCUGAUGUGUAUAGAAGAGACCCAAAAUGGGUAGUGUCUAUUGAAGAGAGGUUCAAGUUUCUAGUACUUGGGAAGACUAAAGGAGGGUCCUCAAAUGGUCUCAGGGUUCAUGUAUUCUGUCCAAUGCUGAAGGACAAAAGAGAUGCUGUAAGCCAAAUUGCAGAGAGAUGGAAGCUUUCAAUUAAUGCAGCAGGGUGGGAGCCGAAGCGGUUCCUUGUGGUUCAUGUCACUCCAAAAUCUAAAGCUCCAUCCCGGUUUCUUGGGGCCAAGGUUACUGGCCCUGUUCCCGUGUCUCAUCCAGUUUUUGAUCCAUUAGUUGACAUGGAUCCACGACUUCUUGUGUCUUUGCUGGAUUUGCCAAGGGAGGCAGAUAUAAGCGCUUUGGUCCUGAGGUUUGGUGGAGAGUGUGAACUGGUCUGGUUGAAUGACAAAAAUGCUUUGGCAGUAUUUAGUGAUCCUGCCCGAGCAGCAACUGCUUUGAGGCGAUUAGAUCAUGGUUCAGAGUAUCAUGGUGCUGCUGUAGUUCUUCAGAAUGGUUCUACAACAUCUUCCGGCGCCAAUGCAUGGGUAACUGGGGCUGCAAAGGAUGGGGGUGUAGUUACAACCCUGAAGGGUAAUCCAUGGAAAAAGGCUGUUGUACAGGAACCCAGUUGGAGGGAGGACUCCUGGGGUGUUGAAGACUGGCCUGGUGCUUCAGCUGAUGUGCUCGUGUCUGCCUGGAAAGGGAAAGAAGCACCAAUAGCUUCUUCAAGAAAUAGAUGGGACGUUCUUGACUCAAAUUCAGUUUCUGAUUCCACUGCUACCUCUUCUAUUGGAACUGAUAAUACAGGGAAUCUUCGAGUGGCAAGUUCUUCCCGUUCAGAACAGGAAUCAAAAACUUCAGGUUCAAACUCAACAGUGCAACCUGGACUACUUAACAAGACGGAGUUGUCUGAAGUAGCAGAUGACUGGGAGAAUGCUUAUGAUUGAGAAACAAAAAGGCAUGAAAAUGUCAUAAUUUCUGUGGUGUCUACUUGAUCUUGUUCUUCGGUUUUCUUUUCAACUUCUAUGCCAUCAUCUUUUGAGGUUUGAUGGAAUUUUUGUG
This is a messenger RNA of Telopea speciosissima, 3447 nucleotides long. Its product is annotated as NF-X1-type zinc finger protein NFXL1-like. Gene Ontology annotation, biological process: regulation of DNA-templated transcription. Lineage: Eukaryota; Viridiplantae; Streptophyta; Magnoliopsida; Proteales; Proteaceae. Bases 57 to 3332 code for a protein of 1091 amino acids. The record is from RefSeq and is a predicted model, not a curated record. The transcript has a single exon. Gene Ontology annotation, molecular function: zinc ion binding; DNA-binding transcription factor activity, RNA polymerase II-specific; RNA polymerase II transcription regulatory region sequence-specific DNA binding. Gene Ontology annotation, cellular component: nucleus.